AUUCACAGGAUCGGAUCAGAAUUUGAGUGCGGUGGAAAAAUGAGUCAGACAUUAUUUUCGUCUUUCGGAGUUUGUUUCAUGAAUUUUUCCAUUCAAGUUGAGCUAAAAAUCGAGGGAGUGGAUCUAUAAGUUAUUUGUUUGUGAUAUUUUCAACAAAGAUGGCAGAUCCUACGAGCGCACCGCUUGAAGAAUGCCCGUUGUUUAAUGGUGACGUUACAAAAUGUAAUACUAUUUAUGGGAUUCGAAAGGCUCUCGCUGCCCUCUCUUUAAUUGGAUGUGUUUUCAUGAUAACAGUGAUCUGGAUCUUUAAGAAGUAUGAACUCUUUGUACAAAGACUAAUCCUGUGGCUCACGGUGGCAGCAUUCUUUGGAAGUAUAUCAAAGUUUUUGGAAAGCCCAAGAGGAGACAGUGCAGUCUGUAACUUUGAAGGAUGGUGGACACAAUUUUGGGACUGGGUGACAUUGAUGUGGGUCAGCUGUAUAACCUUUAACCUUUACUUGAUUUCAAUAUGGAUGAUCAACACAGAGAGAAGAGAAAUAAUAUACCAUCUAGUGACCUGGGGUUUUUCCUUUCUCAUGGCUUGUCUACCGUUGAUUGGUAAUCAUUAUGGUCCAGCUGGAGCUUGGUGUUGGAUACCGGCAGAGUACCCAGUAUGGCGAUUCUUCAUCUGGUAUGGGCCACUCUUUUUGCUGAUAAUUCUGAUGUUUGCUGUCUAUGCGUAUAUUACAUACAAGCUGAGAAAAAGGAUACGAAGUUGGCAGGGGACUUAUGAACCUGAAAUAGAGCGAAAUAGACAGCUAAUACGAGAGGAGAUCAAGCCGCUCAGAGCGUACCCAUUUAUUUAUCUUGUGCUUUCUAUAUUUCCGCUAAUAAACAGGAUUCAGAAUGCCGUGAAUCCUGAUAAUGCCGUCUUUGUGUUGUAUCUCUUCCACGCUUUGUCUGCUCCGCUGGUUGGUCUGGUUAAUGCCAUCGUUUAUGGCCUCGAUCCAGAGACGCGAAGUCGUUUAACGUGGACUCAAAUAAAGGGCGCUCUUCAAAAACGUACGGCUCACCAACCAAUCCGGGAGUACCCCUUGGUCUCCGCCCCCGAGACGCCCGAUUUGGAAGACGUCUCGGUCCUGGCGAUGAGACCGCCUCCGGUCAAACGAAAGCAUUACCAGCAUUUAGCCAUGGCGUAGGGCCACAACCAGUAACAUCUGAAUAUUAUCUUGCACUCAAAUCAAGACGAGCCGAGAAAGCCGUCAUCCAGGAGUACACCAUUCACACAGAAAUUCCCGCCCCGGACGCCCCGCCCACCGAGAUCCCCGACCUAGCCAGCCCGGGCCCCGAAGAUAAUCUGACAGACAGACCCUUUGACCAGCCCUCGGUGGAAGGGGACAAGAAGAGCGAUGCCGAAGGAGAAGGGGAUGUGAUAGCCGGAGGAGGAGCCGCCAGUGGGGGUAAUGAUGGGGAGGCGACUAUUGACAUUGUGUGAAUCGACAAAGUUCCAAAUGUCAAAGUGCUCUAAAUUUGACGUCCCAGACAGAGGCCAACCUCGGCCCUGAUCAUAAACCCAGUCAAAGAUUGAUCCUUUGACCAGUGCUGAGGGGAAGGGGUCAAGAAGAGCGCUGCUGGAGGAGAAGGGAGUUUGACAGAGGGGGGGGGGGCAGUGGGGGGUACCAAGGGGGAGGGGUUCAUUGACAUGGGUAUAAGUUAGAAUGCAUCAAGAAAGGUACAAAUUUCAGACAGUGCUGGAUUUGAUUGCUGCUGUUUUGUGAGCUCACUUGAGUUUGUCUCAAACCGGGGGGGGGGGGGGGGGUGUUUCAUAAAGCUGUUCGUAAGUUAAGAGCAACUUUAAGUAUGACUGGUGAUCCUUUCUUAUGGUGAAUGGUAUAUUGAAUUGGCGAUAGUUUAGCGCAUAAGAAAGGUUCACCAGUCGUUCUUAAAGUCGCUCAUAACUUACGAACAGCUUUAUGAAACGGGCUCCAGGCAGCAGGUAAAGCCUGAAUUCAGUGCUUGUCAACAAAACUGUUUAACCUCUGUCGAUCGAGCCUUGCUCAACGUACAGUGUAGGUGCUUAAUUUCAACAACCUUCCGUACAGCAGUUGACUGUUACUGGCAGUGUAGCAGAUUGCAUGGAUUGCACGCAUUUACUACAUGAACUUUGCAUACUGGUAACUAUCAUGGACCCAUUUCAUGACACCAAAAUAAUUCCAGCUUGAUUCCAUACAUGUAUCUACAUGUAUGGAAAGCCAAGCUGGGUGAUACGCAGAUUGGACAAAAUGCUGAUGCAUGGAAUUUGCAUGUAAGUACAUGUAGAUAACAUUUGUCCACAGAUGAUUAUUGUGCUGCUUGGCUUUCUUUAUGAAGAGAAUCUAGCCCUAAUUAACUGCUUGUUCAUGUUCAUCAAUAGUCAAGGCUCCUCACUAACUUUUUUUUGGUGGCCAGUUCAGUCCACCAAAAUCAUCAGUUUCAUAUUUCUGGUCACCCGCAAAACAAAUUUGGUGUCCCUGAAACAAUAGUAAAACAUUGCAAUGUAUAAAAAACUUUGGUAGCCCAACUGAGCCACCAAGUGUGGGCUUUUACAGAAUUUUGGUAGCCCGACUCUAAUCGUUGGUUGCCCCGGGACACUGGGCCACUACUCUCAAGCCCUGAUUAAGUGUUUAUCUUCGACUAGUUAGUGAACCCCACUAGAAAAUGUAUAUUUAAAGUGUUCAAGUUCUGCCAUUGUUAUGUCACGUGAUAAAGUAUUGCAUUGAAUAAAGUUUGUUUCUCUGGGCUCGCGAAAGGCUGUAGUGUUGUCUAUAUUCAACACUCGGCAUGAAGGUAUGCAUUUUGUGGUGGAGUUCACUAACUUUUGAGCACGACUGUUUGUGCACUUACUACAUGUAAACUAAAGUGUAAUCACGUGUAAUUUCCAGGCAGUUGCAGGACUAUACAAUAUGUCACAAUAUCAGUGAUAUUUUAUUGUAAACAACAAUACGCUGUAGUCUAAUAAUAAGCCUGUUCACUGUUGUAAACUGCGCACGAGCAGAAAAAGGUCAUUUUAGAUAAACCAUGAAGGUGGCUUUCAAAUUCACUGACAUAGGCAUUUGUGAUUUGAUGAUUAUUCAUGUAUUCCUUUCAAAAUAUUUUAUCACAUCCAAGCUGAAAAGUAAUAAAUAGAGGCUUCAUAAUCACUGGUAUUUGACAGUAGCCUAAACAAUAGUCAAAUGUGCCAAAGGCAGACAAUAAAACAGAUUUCCAAACUUUAUCCCUGAUGUACUAUUCUAGUCACCUGGUCUAUACAAUGCCUUUUGUUCUUAGAAUUUGAAUACUCUACCGGUAAAGCUUACGCAACAUCUACAUUUGAAAAUGAUAGUGCUUAUCCUAAUGAAAAAUCACAAAGGUCAUUUGAGAAAAGUUGAUCAUGAGCUAACCGUGAACUAGCUUAUUGUUUGCUGGGGCCGAUUUAUGGUCUUUGUGAAAUUUGUGAAGUAUUUAACAGUGAAAUAUAUACAUGUAUUGUUCAGGUAUUGAUGCUUAUAUAAUGUUGAAUCUGUCUUCAAAACAAGUAUUAUAUAUUAUGUCAUCCAACAAAAUAUAGUUUUGGUGAAAAAGUACUAUAAAGAUUAUGAUAUAUUGCAUACAUUUUUUUUUAAACAGGAGUUAAGAAUAUUAUGCAGAAAGAUAUUUACAUACAUGUAUAACCUUGAUGUUAUGUAGUUAACUCACAUUACAGGAUAAUUGUUCACGAGCUUUGCAUUUUUUUCCAUUGAUUAAAAAAGGUAUAAAUGAAUUCGGUUUCAAUACUUAUGUAAUGAAAUAUUUUGAAUACUUUUUGUGAAAGAAAACCACAUUUCACAUACAGUGUACUGUAUACCAAAGUCUAUUCUCCUGUAUGUGUAUGAGAGAGUAUAUGUGGAUUUAAUUGUUUGAUACCAUAUCCAAAUUUGUCACCAGAGUACAAAUGUUAUUAAAGAUAAUACAUGUACAUGUAUAUAUAAUAGAUGUAAUGAUUAUUGGCCAGUUAUUUUUUUUUUCUUAGAGAGUAGCGCACAUGAAUAAAUGAGACUUAUUGUUCCAUUAUAUACAUGUAUCCCCAAAUGGUCGACACUUUCAUUGUAUUGAGAAUUUUUCACUUGUUUUUUUUCUUGUUUUUCCCCCCAAUUUUUAAAAAAUGUUUUGAUAAUUAUUUUUAAUCUAAUCAAGUAAUGUAUGCUUUGCUUGGUAUCUCUUCUGUAAUGCUCCGCAUAAUAAUAGUAAUAAUUGGUAUUUAUAUAGCGCUUUAUCAAUCUACGACUGUUCAAAGCGCUUCACAAUUAUUACCCGGUCACUGGAUUCAUAGCAUUUCAAGCAGCCUGUUAGGCGCAAACUUGCUAAACCAACCACAAUGACGGUUGUUUCCUACCGGUACCCAAUUAGCACCUGGGUGAGAGUGGCAAAGUGUGGAUUGACGCCUUGCCAAAGGACGCUAGACCAUGGUGGGAUUCGAACACACGACCCUCUGAUUACAAGGCGAGAGUCAGAACCGCUACACCACGGCGCUUCCGCAUGUAGUUGAGAAAGUGCAUACAUUGUGUUCUGUGCGGGCAUGCCAAGAUCCAAUGAAUGUAUAAUAAUCUGUAAAGCGCAUUAUUGAUAUUGCCAAGUCUAUCAAGCACAAAUCAAUGUGAUGAAAUAAUAUCAUACUGUACAUGUAAAUUGCGUAAUAGUCUAGUGCCCCUUUAGGAUUUGACAUUGUAGGUGUAUAUCUACAUGUAGAUAUUGGACAUCUAUGGAUAUUAUAGGGAACUUGUAGUUGUCUAAUAUAUUUGUAUAUCUGUCUUCAAGCAAAGUGGGUAUACAUGUAUGUAUUACCAAUAUUAAUUAUAUUAUUCUAUGAAGUAUUAAUAUUACAUGUACAUGUUUGUACCUCAUGUGGAAAAUGUGUAAUAAAUUAUGAGAAAACGUUCUUUAUUCAACAAUCACGAAAAUUCACCCGUAUCUUGGUAAGUUUUCGCUUGCUAGGGUGCAACUGCAAAAACUAGGAAAAUUUUCGUGAUUGUGGAAUAGAGAACGUUUUCUCAUGUCUACACACCGAUCAGAUGAACCUAUUCAGUGUGUAAAUAAAUUUUAUUUCUAUAUAUUGAAUGUAUGUAGAUACAUCGAGUAUUGCUGCUGAACGUGUGUAUUCAUUACGUUUGGUAUUGCUGUGGGUCGAAUGUAAUAAAAGAAAAAUGUUUGCUAAAAUAUACCUUUUUAUUUUUGUAACGUACAUGUAAAUAUGUGCCCAGUGUGUAUAUGUGCUAAAGAGCUUUCCGUUUUUAUAUAAAAUAUGUGUAAACUCAGAUUAGUGCUACGUGCACUAAAAAAGAAAGCUUUACUAUAAAAUGAAGAAAAUUAAAUUAGAUUAAAUUCAAAUCACAUGUGAUGUAAUGGAGUAAAAUUGUAUAUUACAUGUACUUUAGAUUUAAGAUAAGUUUUAAUAUAAACUGUAAAAUCAUCCAGACAUAUACAUAUAACUUGUAAUGUCAAAUCUUGGAAAGGAUCUGACCAAUAAUGAGAAGGGGUGAAAGUCUGAUACAUAGAGGUUAUAAAGAUCCUUUUUCAGUACUUCAGUACAUUUUGAAUAGUAUAGGAUUUAUCAAUAUAGCACACGUGUGCAGAUAUAAGUUAGAGUACAUUGAAUGACUGUACUUGCCUUUGAUUGGCCGUUAAAUGCAGACUUUAAUAUUUAAGCAGAUUUCUAUUUCUUUUGUGUUCCAAACGAUUUAUCCAAGGCAAACUACCCUGUUAAUCUACAUAUACAAUAUAAAGCUUAUUUCACAAAUAAAUGUACUGUUGUAGAUUGUGUAAUACUAUAAAAAAUUAUUAAUUUUCGAGGGUUUGUCUAAGAAGGCUUCUAUAUUGUGGGUGCUAUGAAAUAUGUACACUUAAGUGUUUUACUGAUGCCUUUUUAAAAUUAUUUUUGCUUGAGUAAAUUUCUGUGAAUAUAAGUUUUUUUUAAAGUAAGUUUAUACAAUGUACUCAAUCUAUGUCAGUGAUGCGAAGUUCAUGCCCAAGAUAUGAAAUAAAUGUAAGUAAUCCUA
Molecule: messenger RNA, 6029 nt
Organism: Lytechinus pictus (painted urchin)
Lineage: Eukaryota; Metazoa; Echinodermata; Echinoidea; Temnopleuroida; Toxopneustidae
Product: cyclic AMP receptor-like protein A
Exons: 12
Coding region: 159-1178 (339 amino acids)
Biological process (GO): adenylate cyclase-activating G protein-coupled receptor signaling pathway; cell surface receptor signaling pathway
Cellular component (GO): plasma membrane
Molecular function (GO): G protein-coupled receptor activity
Source: RefSeq, a predicted model, not a curated record